CUCUAUUUCAUUACAGAUUCUGUUGAAGCAGCAAAUCACAAUCUCUCCCACUGCUUACCAGAACAGAGACCAAGAUUUACUUUAAUGCAGUUGAGAUCAAAUCUGCAAAUUUUCACCAUAUGUUAAUGUGAAGAGUGAACAGUAAAUGGCUAAUCUUACUGCGAUCUGGUUCUUAUUAACUGUGGUUUAUCUCGACGUUUAAUUCGGCGUUUCGUUACACGCGAAGGAGUACAUUACAGUGAAAAAAGCGGCAUUAUCAGGUGUUUCAAGUGCUGCAAUGUCAGCUCGAUCCAGCAUCAAGUCGACGCCGCCCAGUGACAAGGGCAGUAAACCGACAUCAAGUAAGUCCAACAAGGAAAGAGCCAAGGCAGAAGCCGCCAAGGUGCGACUGCGUUACGCCAGACAAGAAGCAGUUUUGAAAAUGAAACAGGCCACCAGAGAAGCCGAAAUCCAGAAAGAAAGGGCCGCCAGAGAAGCCGAAAAGGCCGCCAGACAAAGAGAAGAGGCUGCCAGAGAAGCCGAAAUCCAGAAAGAAAGGGACGCCAGAGAAGCCGAAAUCCAGAAAGAAAGGGCUGCCAGAGAAGCCGAAAAGGCCGCCAGACAAAGAGAAGAGGCCGACAGAGAAGCCGAAACCCAGUUGGAAAUGGCAAAAAUAUCGACAGAGUUGCAAGUGCUGCAGCUAGAAAGAGAAGAAGAAGCUGCCAUGGCGGAAGCAAAGUACAUAGAAGAAGCUGAAGGGUCGCGUGAUCUGACCGAAGUAAGAUCUACUUUAGAAAGGACCAGACUGGAACGCACAAGCGACUAUGUACAAUCUCAAAUAGACAGGCAGGCUCGUCUCCCCUCUCCAUACGUAUUCGAUAACUUCCCCAGCUACGAGGAACCUCAGAGAGUCACGAUUGCAUCACAUCCGUACGAGGAAGGAAAUUUACCCUCACGGCUCCGUGAUGAAGUCAAGAAUGAAAGAACCGACAACGCUCCUUCACCCCCACAACAGGACGGCGGGGAGGGAGAGGUUCACUCCAGGACAACAAUUGUCAGCUCGAACUGUACAGAAGUUUGCAGUCAAACUCAGUCAAGCCGUUCUUGUUCCAAGAUCUGCCUCACUGAGGUGUACCCUAAAGAAGCACAACAAGACAUUACCAAGCGUAAAGUAACCGACGAGACGCUAGGUCAGUCAGUUUUCGUUCAAACCGAGCACGGAAACAAACUUGCACAAUCAGCUCAAGAUACCAUUUCUUUAAAACCUAAAGACACCAAGGUCUUCAGAGAUGAAGCAAAUAAUGGGGUUGCCCCGUUGCCUUUCAGAGAACCACGCCAGCGCUCACCAGAUAACAAAGAGCAGGCAGUCAAACGGUUCAUGUCCUUACGGAAAACCCGGAAAAGGAAACCUGAGAUGCAGCAACGCACCCGAUUGGCCCACGAGGUACUGUGCACCCUAAUGGCAGAGGUCACAGCCAUUAUAAACGCACAAUCAUUCCUACCUGUGUCUUCUGACCCAGAAAACCCCUUUAUACUUUCGCCUUCAUCGCUCCUUACGCAGAAGGCAGGAGCACCUCCUCCACCAGGAGACUUUUCAGACAAGGAUUUGUACACAAAGCAAUGGAGACAAGUCCAGGCUCUGGCAAAUCAGUUCUGGCCUCGCUGGAGACAAAAAUAUCUACCUUUGUUGCAACAGAGACGAAAGUGGACAGAACCCCACAGGAAUCUUCAAGUUAGAGACUUAGUCCUGCUCAGGGACAAGCAAAUCGCCCGCAACAGCUGGCCAACGGCCAGAAUCACUGCUACAUUCCCUAGUGGGGAUGGACAUGUCAGGAAGAUCGAAUUGAAGACUACCGACCAAGGCGAUGUGAAAACUUACCAAAGGCCAGUUACAGAGGUUAUUCUACUUCUACCCAAUGACUGAUUAAGAGACUAAGUUUGUACUCUGCUCAUUGUGACCUUACGAAGGUCAAGCGGGGAGUGUGCUGUCUUUACGACAGUUAUUUAGUUUAUAAUAUUUUCGCUUAGUAAUUCAUUCGAUAGUGUUUUCUAGUUAGAAUUAGAAGUGUUUAAAGUAUAUUCAUUGCAUGUAAAAUAUAUCGGCAUGCGAUGACGUCACAUCCGGUUUCGCCGCGUCUUGUGGGAAAGUACCGGUUUGAAAUUAGCGCGAGGGUGGGGGCUUACCACGAGGCACACCUGAGCAGAAGUUGUUUUGCAGGCAUGAGAAAUCACAGUGAGAGCAACGCUGUAAGUUAAUAGAUAAUCGAUAUAUUGAACUAAGAUGUUAAUGCCGAUCCUGUUAGAAGUAACGACGGUCGAUAAUGUUUAUGCUUUCGUUAGUUAAAGAGUUGUGGAUAGUUUGCAUGGAAGUGUAUUUAAAGUAGUCAAUGGAGCAGGUAAACUCUGCCUGUAUACUGCACCUUAGUGUAAGAUAGUUAUAGUCACCUUUGCAAGUAUUUACAAUUGAAAUGUGAUAUUAAGGAAGGAACAAAUACUGUAUCAAUCUUGUAUUGUUUUAUCAACAGUUUUCACCAUAUGUUAAUGUGAAGAGUGAACAGUAAA
Hypanus sabinus (Atlantic stingray) is the source of this 2541-nucleotide messenger RNA. Its product is annotated as caldesmon-like. The record is from RefSeq and is a predicted model, not a curated record. NCBI's taxonomy places the organism in Eukaryota, Metazoa, Chordata, Chondrichthyes, Myliobatiformes, Dasyatidae. The coding region runs from base 278 to 1903 and encodes 541 amino acids. The transcript is spliced from 2 exons.